Molecule: messenger RNA, 3064 nt
Organism: Dalotia coriaria
Lineage: Eukaryota; Metazoa; Arthropoda; Insecta; Coleoptera; Staphylinidae
Product: piwi-like protein Siwi
Biological process (GO): regulatory ncRNA-mediated gene silencing
Cellular component (GO): P granule
Molecular function (GO): RNA endonuclease activity; piRNA binding; protein binding
Source: RefSeq, a predicted model, not a curated record
UCCGCAUUCUAUUGAAAACCAGUAAUUAGCAAGUCGCUUUUACACAAUCUGCUUCAAUUUUUUCUCAAUCUCAAGAUAUUCUUGUUAGAAAUAUUGAGCUCACUUUAAUAUCUUUAUUAUUAUUUGAAUUCAACGCUUUUAAAGGAUUAAUGGAGAAUAAUCGCAAUCGUGGUAGAGCACGCGGAAGGGCUCGCCCACCAGAUAGUCCACCACCACCGACACUAUCCGGUGCUUGGGCAUCUGGUAACCCCUUGCGUUCACCCAGAACACAGGGACCAGCUCCGGUAACACCGCCGCGGCAGCCUGUAGUAUGGGGACCCAGUCGUCAACAAUCGUUAACUCCAAGACAAAAUGCACCAGGUUCAACUGACCAAACACCAUCACCUCAAAGCGGGGACGCGUCAAAUCAACCUAAAUCUGACAAGCAAAUGCAAAUGCGUAAAGCUCCGGAGGAUGGAGCAGCUUCUUUUCAUCCACAAGGGCAUGGCGACCGAAGGGGCCGUGGGCGUAAAGAAUUGCCUACUGUGACCAUUACCACCAAAUUGCCUAACCUUGGCAAACAGGGUACGCAUGGAAAAAGCGUUGCCCUACAGGCAAAUUAUUUCCGAUUGGUGACACGACCUGACUGGUGUCUGUUUCAAUACCGUGUCGAUUUUGCGCCCGAUCUUGAUGUUACACAUAUUAAGAAACGUCUGUUUUACAACGCUGUUAAAAUGGAAAUUAGAAAGGGAUUAUUUGACGGUACCGUUUUGUAUACUCCAUUUAGGCUUCAUCCGGAUCCCAGGGAGAUUCUUGUGGCAUCAUUGACUAAUCCUGAUGAAAAAAUAAGGAUUACAAUCCGCAUGGUUGGUGAACUAGACAAAAGUAGCUAUCAUUACCUACAAGUCUACAACUUAAUCGUACGCAAAUGCAUGAGCCAUUUAAAUCUUCAAUUAAUUGGUCGUGAUUAUUUCGAUCGCGACAACCGCGAAGUGAUUCUCAACUACAAUCUGGAGUUGUGGCCCGGUUUUGUAAACUCCAUCCGCCAACAUGAGCGCGAAAUCCUCAUGUGCGUCGAGAUUCGUCACAAAGUAAUGAAAACUGAAACAGCUCUGUCUGUUAUUCGAAAGAUUAAAAACGACCGCCAUUCUGGCGAUAGUUGGGAGUCAGCGUUCAGGAACAGAAUGUUGAACGUAGUGGUGUUGACUGAUUACAACAACAAAACUUAUCACAUUGAUGACGUGGACUUUGAAAGAACUCCCGAGAGCACUUUUCAGAUGAAGGAUGGAUCAACGGUAUCAUUUCGGCAAUACUACGACACGCGCUAUAAUCUGAAGCUUACUGAUUUAACUCAGCCAUUGUUGGUAACCAAAGUGAAGCCAAGACGCCCUCGUGGGGAAACUGCGAUUGCGGAUUCACCUCAGAGUUUAACAAUGCUUCUCAUUCCGGAAUUAUGUCGCAUGACCGGCUUGACUGAGCAGGAACGUGCUAAUCGCCAAAUGAUGACCGCACUGGGUGGUUACAUGAUAAGAACACCAGCCAAACGUAUUGGUGAUUUACUCAAGUUUAACGAAAGAUUGCAUAGCAAACCGGAGUCCAUUGUUGAAAUGAAACAAUUUGAUUUAACUCUGUCUAAGGAUAUUAUUUCAUUCUCUGGGCGUGAAUUGGGUAUUCAGGAACUUCUAUGUAAUGGGGGCAGGACUAAAUAUUCUGCUGAUGAUCGAGCAAGCUGGACGAAUAAAGUGUGUAGCAAUACGUUGUAUCGAAUUGCAAAAAUGGACCAGUGGGCAAUUGUUUAUUCAAAGAAUGAUGCAAAUUUUGGAGAUUCCAUGAAGGGUUUCUUUCCACUCAUGCAGAAAGCCGCAAAAGGAAUGGGCUUGAAUCUGGGUAAUCCAAUAUUUCAGGUAAUACAUGACAGCCCCGGAAAAGGAGUCUAUAAUGUAGCUGCCAUUAUUCAAGCAAUUGAGGGACUCUUCGCAAAAUAUCCAAAAUUAAUGUUUUUUAUGGUGAUUGUACCACCGAAUCGCAACGACCAAUACAUGCGUGUCAAAAAGAAGCUGACUUCAGAUCAUGGAGUCUGUUCACAGGUGAUGACCUCUACAAAAACUGAUCCACGCUCGAAUAAAGCUUUAAGCAUUGCUACAAAGGUGGUUAUUCAAAUAAAUUCCAAAUGUGGUGGAGCUCCCUGGACUAUUCAAUUGCCUGAAUUUUUGAGUGAUCUAAUGGUGGUCGGAUACGAUGUCUGCCAUGAUCCGAAAAAUAAGUCCAGAAGUUUUGGUGCUUUUGUUGCUUCGUACGAUCCGAAACUCACCGCUUAUUACAGUGCAGUGAAUGCACAUAAAGACGGCGAAGAGCUCUCGAAUUUCAUCAGCAUGUCUUUGGAAAGUGCGUUGGCAAAAUAUACGAAUCAGAAUAAGAAACUACCAAGAAUAUUAUUUUUUCGUGAUGGUGUGGGUGAUGGUCAGAUUCAAUAUGUGUAUGAACACGAAAUAAAACGCAUUCAAGAGAAGUUGAUACCACUGUAUGGUAAGCAAAACUUGCAGCUACGACUACGCGUAAUUGUCGUCAACAAGCGAGGCAAUGCUAGGAUUUUCAAAAAUGGUAAUAAUCCGGCACCUGGAACAGUAGUAGACGAUUUCAUCACUAUGCCAGAAAGGUCAGAUUUUUACUUAAUUUCCCAGUGUACCAAUAGAGGAACAGUUUCUCCCACAUAUUAUAAUAUUCUGGGACCAGACGAGUUUGGUGUGGACACAAAUGGUACUCAGAUUCUGACGCAUCGUUUGUGUCAUAAUUAUUAUAACUGGUCUGGAUCAGUUCGAGUGCCCGCACCGUGCCAAUAUGCGCAUAAGUUAGCCUUUUUGGCUACGAAUGCGUUGCAACGUUGUCCGCACAAGAAUCUGGAGCAUUUGUUACAUUUUCUUUAAAUGUGUUGAUUGCUUUGUGUUGAAUGACAGCAACUUACUAUAUUGCAACGUACCAUUCAAUUCAAGUUUCAUUUGUUAUGUGGAAUCUCACAGAAUGUUAGUUCUUAAAAAACAAAAACAUCUUAAGUAAAAAAUAAAGUACACAGUUUUCUUUUUUCAAA